CGGAAGCCCAUUCUCCACCCGGAAGUGGUUAUUGAGGAUCAUGGCGUUGCUGGUGCGAGUCCUUAGGAACCAGACUAGCAUUUCCCAGUGGGUUCCAGUAUGCGGCCGAUUGGUACCUGUGUCUUCUCCCCAAGAACAGUGGAGCAGCACUCUGUCUGGUGCUUCCCAGUGGCCCCAGAUGAGCCAGUCUGGAGCAUGUGGUGCGUCAGAACAGAUUCCUGGAAUAGGCAUGCAGCUGGGUAGGAAGUAUCAGACUACACAUAAGCUUUCUACUCCCAAGGAUUCUCUACAACCUGUUGAGGAGAAAGUUGGUACCCUCACGAAGAUAAUAGAAGCCAUGGGAUUCACAGGACCUUUGAAAUACAGUAAAUGGAAGAUUAAGAUUGCGGCCCUGCGCAUGUACACUAGCUGUGUGGAGAAAACUGACUUCGAGGAAUUCUUUCUAAGAUGUCAGAUGCCCGAUACAUUCAAUUCAUGGUUUCUUAUAACUCUACUUCAUGUCUGGUAA
Messenger RNA from Carlito syrichta (Philippine tarsier), 508 nucleotides. RefSeq names its product ubiquinol-cytochrome-c reductase complex assembly factor 1-like. The coding region runs from base 41 to 508 and encodes 155 amino acids. Gene Ontology annotation, biological process: mitochondrial respiratory chain complex III assembly. NCBI's taxonomy places the organism in Eukaryota, Metazoa, Chordata, Mammalia, Primates, Tarsiidae. Gene Ontology annotation, cellular component: mitochondrion. The transcript is spliced from 6 exons. The record is from RefSeq and is a predicted model, not a curated record.